Molecule: messenger RNA, 5845 nt
Organism: Penaeus indicus
Lineage: Eukaryota; Metazoa; Arthropoda; Malacostraca; Decapoda; Penaeidae
Product: DDB1- and CUL4-associated factor 8-like
Exons: 12
Coding region: 173-2296 (707 amino acids)
Cellular component (GO): cytoplasm; Cul4-RING E3 ubiquitin ligase complex
Molecular function (GO): protein binding
Source: RefSeq, a predicted model, not a curated record
CCACCAUAAAUACCUACCUCCUCGUAUCCCUUCAUCGGUCUUGCUUUCUUCCCGAAUCUCUCUACUCCUGCGUAUUUUCUCGCAAAAAUCAGCCCAUUUGAGUAACAGUAUACUGCAGUUGCCCUACUCUAAAUAAGAAUGCCAAAUGCAGGUGUAAUACAAACCUCUCCAGAUGGCAGAGGCAUCUGAUUCCUCCCAUGAGCUUGAGGUGGAGACGAGUACCCCAAAAGACAGUGACUCCUCUUUGCUCAACAACAGCAACAAGAGAGAUCAAAAUGUCAAAAAAGAUGACUCUGGAAUAUCCAGUGAAAGAUUAGAAAAUUCAGAUGAUGAUGAAGGGAACAAGAAAUUAAAGUCAGAGGGAGAGAAAAAAAGUGGAGAGUCUUCAGGCAUCUCGAUUGUCAAGGGGAAGACCUGCCGCCUGAGAAACUACAGACCAAGAUUACUCGAGUCAAGUUCAAAUGAUAGUGGUGAUGACGAUGACGAUGACAGUACCCUGCGUGCAAGCAACAAUGAAGAUAAAAAGUCUGACACAGCUUUGACACGGAGAAACGUAACCAUAACCUUGGCAUCAGAAAUGGAGGACACAAGCGCAGAUACAAGUCGUGACACUGAGACAGAUCACAUGGAGCCUACUAGUCCAUCAGCAAUGGAAACUGGAAGUGCUGCAAGUGGAAACACAGAGGAUGAUAACACAGAUGACUCUCCACCAAUGGAACGUCGUAUUGAGCGACGUUUCAGCAGCCAAAGAAUAUUUGGUGGACUUCUGUCAGACACAGAUUCUGACUCUGAUGAUGGUGGGCGACGUAGGGGUCUCCAGGAUGGCAUAGAGAAUGAAACACAGUGGAAGGACACAGAAGAAGCCAUUGCCAAAGAAAUGACAAGAAUUAAGGAACGGCCCAAACCAAAACACCAUUGGAAUUUCGUAGAUCAAGUUGUUCAGAGGCAGUUAGGCAGUCGAGCAAGGUACCAAUCCUCAGUGUUAUUUAGUCACCACUACUAUGACUCACUCCACGUACCUAAGCGCCUUGAACUCAUGUACAAGAUGGAGUUCCACAGGGGAUGCGUUAAUGCCCUAAGCUUCAAUGCGAGUGGCACCAGGCUUGCUAGUGGCUCUGAUGAUUUCCAGAUUGCCAUUUGGGAUUGGGCUCGAGAGAAAGCCAUUAUCACAUUCUACAGUGGACAUAGGAAUAAUGUGUUCCAGAGCAAGUUCCUACCACUGAGUGGUGACACACACAUCGUAUCCUGUGCAAGGGAUGGACAAGUUCGUUUGGCUGAACUAUCCUCCACUGGCGUGUGCAAGGCCACAAGAAAAUUGGCCAAGCAUCAUGGCCCAGCACAUAAGCUUGCCACCCUCCCUACCUCCCCACAUGUUGUUUUAUCUGCUGGAGAAGAUGCUGUUGUACUUAAUAUUGAUAUUCGUCAGGAACAGCCUAGCAGGGUGGCAUUUGUGAAGGACAUUUCUGGUAGCCGCGUCUCCCUCUAUAGCAUCCAUGCUCAUCCAAUCAAUGAAAAUCAGUUUUGCGUUAGUGGGCACGAUCAGUAUGUUCGAGUAUAUGACCGACGUUGUGCGAAUGACUUCCCAAUUUUGAAGUACUGUCCGAGACAUUUGUAUGAGGCUGUCCCGACACCAACAGUAACUUGUGCAGUUUACAGCGGUAAUGGGGACUCUAUAUUGGCAUCAUACAAUGAUGAUGACAUUUAUCUGUUUGAUACAUCCCGCUCUGAAGCUGCAGAUGCAGUCCAUAGAUACUCCGGCCAUCGUAAUAGUGCUACAGUUAAGGGUGUGAAUUUCUUUGGUCCUGGAAGCCAGUACGUUGUAUCAGGGUCUGACUGUGGAAACAUAUUCUUCUGGCAUCGCGAGACUGAGGCCAUUGUCCAGUGCAUGCCAGGAGAUGAGAAUGGAGUGGUUAAUGUGCUGGAGCCACAUCCUCACAUACCAGUGCUGGCUACAAGUGGCCUUGACGAUGAUGUUAAAAUUUGGGUGCCAACGUGUGAAGAAGAUCCAGACCUGCCCAACCUGGAUCAGACUCUCAAGUCCAAUUUAAGUAAGCGCCACAAAGAACGUAAUGAAGAAUUCACUGGACUUGAUUCCCAAAUGCUGAUGGUCCUUUGGCAUCACAUCAGACGGACAGACAGCAGACGACGUAGGAUGGCAACAGCUGGGAACAGCAGCAGUGGCAAUGUAGGAGCCGAAGGUGGCAAUGGCACAGGAGGGUCGUCUAGUGAAGACUCCAACGACAGUGAAGAUGACGAUUCUGAAGGACACCGGGGUAUCCAGUGUGCUACACACUAGUUCUCUUGGCAUUCGUGGGACACAAACCGAAGACAGUUUUCAAGGUGACCUCCCUUCCCUUCCUCCCCCUUAAAUUGAGACGUGUGCUUGCAUGAGUAAACGUGUGGGUGUAUGCAUGUGUGUGUGUGUGUAAUUCUCUGGAGUUUGUAAAAGGAAGAAGAGAGAAAAUGAGAAUUUGACCAAGAAAGCAUUACUGUAUUUUUUUCUAGAGAAAGUCACUAUUGGUGAAUUAUUCACUAUAGAGUGGGAGUUGCUCCUAGUUUACAAGAGCACCUGGCCAGAUAAGUAGGUUGUAAGAUCUUCCCCUUAUUCUCCACACUGAGAUUGUUUCUUGGGCAAGUUUGUUGAUGCAUUGUCAGAGCCUUGGUAAUUAGUCCAGAAAGAAAGGUGACGGUACUUAAUGAAGAGUUUCUACUCAGAUCGUCAGUAACAUGUAUUAUGAUGAUAGACAGGCUAUGCAAGUAUUUAGUUCACUGUAUUUAACAGGGUUAAAAAUUGAGCCUGGCUGUUGCAUUAAUACUUGGAGCUCAAAUUGAAAAUACAACACAAAUAGCUAUUAUGUAAGGUUAAAGUUGUAGCCCAGUAUUUCUUUGUUCCCUGCUCUCAUUAUUUACCAUCGUAUAUCCAUAAUCAGGAUAUAUUUGUCAGGAUUGUUGGAAUUUUUAGCAGAGGUUUAAAUGCCAAAUAGUGUAAGGAAAUUUACAUAUACUGAUUUUUUUCUCUAGGCAGCAGUCAGUGGGAGAAGCAAGGAAAAGUAUUAUGAAAGACUAAAACAUAAUGUUGAUAGGAACUAAAUAUAGACAUCAUAUUGAUUACAUAAAAUUAGGAUUCCACCAUGUUCCAUAUCAAACCUUUAUAUAUAUAUAUAUCUUUAACUAGACAAUUUCCUUUAAUAUCACAACAGAUAUAUUUUCUUAGAGAGCUUGGUGACCUGAAAGAUACCAGUUAUGCCUGUGAAAAUUGUCAUUCAGUGUUCUUGGCAAGUGGUUAUGCCAAAAUAUAAACAAAUCUAUAGCUAUUUUCCAUUUGAUUGAAACAGUGAGUGAUAUACCUGUUAAAGAGGGAAAUAUUUUGGUAAAUUUUGUUUGAUAGGUAUUCUUUUGUAACAGGUUUGUUUUCCUUUCUCACUGUGUUAUUUAUUUCAAGUUAAAAACUUAGUAAAUAAGAUAUCCUUAAUGCUGUCAGAAUCUUGUUGAAUACUAUACAUAAGUUAUGCCUGUUAUUUUGUUAAGGCACAGCCACCUGGGUUUCAUACUUUGCAGACUUUUGGAAACCUAAAAGGCAGCUUAAUUAUUAACCAGUUGUGCAUAAAUAUAUGAAAGAUCACAAACAUUUGCUUGAAUUUCUUGUACUGCAAGAUAGGCUUCAUUGUUAAGUCUGAACCUUAGAUAUGAGAGGUCUAAUUUCUCUUUUUUUUUUUUUUUGGUGGACAACUGGACAUGUCACCUAAAAUAUAUAUUGGUUAUGUUCCUAAAAUGUUUGAUCUUUUGGAGACAACAUUGUAUCACUUUUCAUAUUCCUCUUCUUUCUUUCGUUCUCUCCAUUCAGUUGAAGUGUAUUUGAAGAGCAAGGCCCAUAGACCUCUUCAUACCAUAAAGUCCAGAGAAGUUUGUGUUUCUUUCCAAAAGAUAAUCUGUGUGCUUAGGAAUAGAAAUCACAGAUUAAUACUGACUGUGAUAUUCCUUUCUUUAUUUCUUUCCUUGCAUAUAGGAAUGUUGAAAUGUUUCUGAUAGAGUACAACCUUGGUCCCAUUUUUGCAUCAUUUUCCUCCCCUACUUAAUCUUUCUUGCUCUUUUAGAUUAUUAUCAGAUAUUGAAAUAAGCUCUUUCAUAUUUUGCCAGAAAGCCAAGGGAUGGCAUUUUUUCCUUAAUAUAUUUAUAAACACAUAUAUAAUCAUAUUGGGUGUCUGAUACAAGGUCUGCUGAACCAUAUAUUUAGUAAGUGUAUUGAUAUUCCAAGAACCGAGUGCCUGCAUACCCAGUGAUGCUCUAUUAGAAGGCAUUUCUAAAGGUUUAAAGGAGAUUAAUUCAUAGUUGGAAGACGUUGGGACAAAUUCAUUUUUAGGCCUUGGUGUACCUCACAAUUUGAAAUACUAAAGAGAACUUAUAUUUUUUUCUUUUUUUUUAUUUUAUUUAUUUUUUCCUUUCUUUUAGGUUAUAUUAAGCUAACUGCAUAUUUCUGUGUGACCUAUGAAAAUUACAAGCUAUAGAAGAUGAUAACUUAUAACCUGAAUGGGUUUAACAUUAUGGGGUAGAGGUAAGUUCAGUGAAAGUUCUAGCAUCAUAGUUUAGAGUUCUUUGUUUUUAAACAUUGUAAAAGACCACUUUUAGUCCAAUGACCCCUUCACCUCAGGGUUAACAUAGAAGAAAUCAAAAUUGUUAAAUGCCAUAUAAAAGGAAUACCCCAUUUAUGAUUUGAAAAAAAUUAAGAGAUAUUAGUAUCCAUCGUUUAAUAUAAGCAAUUUAGAAGGAAGGGUUAUAAUCACUAGAAUAAUUUACAACUCUUAGAAAGCUUUUAUACUUGAGUUAGAAGCAAAUACUGAUAAAGCAACUUGUUGAUGUUGGGAGUGCAUGCAGUAUCGACUUUAGGUUUAUGAAAUUUAUCAACAAUAAAUGGCUUCAUGAAGCACUUUAUCAACUUGUCAAUUACUAGACCUACCUGAACUUCCAUAUUUACCCCAUUUCAUGAAUUUUAGUGAAUAAUAUUUUCAUUUUAUUAUUGUUGUUGUAUUUAACACAAUAAUAAUCUUAAUAAUAACAAGAAGAAGGAGGAGAACUUUUUUCCCCUCAAAUAAAAUUAAUGAAUUGGGUAUAUAGGUAAUAUCAGGUAGGCUUAGUAAUUGACUCCAUGGUGACUGACCUACUGUGAAGCCAUCUGGGGAAAUGAGUUAGUAAAAUAAAACUAUAGUUGGCACUGGAUGUAACCAGCACCAUAUGGUUAAUUAUCAAAAUGAAAUAUUUUUUUAUUCAUUUGAUGAUAUAUAUUUCACGGUCAUUGUCCACCCUUUUUGUUCAUAGUAAACAAGUUGCAUGAUUUUCAUGUCAGAUUUAGUUAAUAUUGCACUUUAAUAUAAUUUUGUUUUACAUAGAGAGUGCCAAGGGGUGAAGAACUCCAGUGUAAGCUCUCUCUCUCUUUUUUUUUAUUUAUUUUUUAUUUAUGAAAUCAAGGUAUCGAGACUGCAGAGACUUAAGUUGUUCCAGCCCAGGUAAUCAAGGCAUUGGUUAUUUAUUCAUUAGUGAGUGAAAGAAGUUUCUCCUUUCCCUUUUGAAAACUUAAGAAGACCUUGUGUUCACUUCUUUUUUUGGCUUUAAGUUAUAAUAUAUAAAGUUUUAUCAGUGUAUAAAACGAUAAUGUGAUGUAUGAAAUAGUGUAUGAUUUACUAAGAUUUGCAGUUAUUAUUUGAAUUGUAUUUCAAUGAUAUUAGUUGGGUGAUCAUCUUAAAGCAUUUGUAUGAUCAGAUUAUUUGGAAUGGAAAUCCUAUUGUAAAUAAUCUUAUUCAAUUGUCUAUUAUUGUAACAUCAAGUUUAGAAAUAAAAAUUGUUUACAUAA